Molecule: messenger RNA, 2145 nt
Organism: Vombatus ursinus (common wombat)
Lineage: Eukaryota; Metazoa; Chordata; Mammalia; Diprotodontia; Vombatidae
Gene: RXFP1
Product: relaxin family peptide receptor 1
Exons: 16
Coding region: 16-2145 (709 amino acids)
Biological process (GO): G protein-coupled receptor signaling pathway
Cellular component (GO): membrane
Molecular function (GO): protein binding; G protein-coupled receptor activity
Source: RefSeq, a predicted model, not a curated record
GCAAAUAAGUAUAAAAUGAUUUCCCCAUAUCCUUUUGAGACAGAGCCCUCUGAAUGCUGUAAGUAUAAUUUUCUCCUAGCUUCUCUCUUCCUCUUUCUGUCUUCCUGUUCAUCCCUUACCCUCUGCUGUCCCCCUCCCCCUCCUCUUCAUUCAGUGGUUGAUUCUGUGCCAGUGAAAUGUCUAUGCCAAGGUCUAGAGAUUGACUGUGAUGAAGCCAACUUACGUGCUGUCCCAUCUGUAUCUUCAAAUGUGACUAUGAUGUCACUGCAGGGGAACUUACUAAGAAAACUUCCCAGUGAUGGUUUCAAGAAGUACCAAGAUCUUCAGAAGCUGUACCUGCAAAAUAAUAAAAUUAGAUCUGUAUCCGUGCAUGCUUUCAGGGGACUGCAUAACCUUACUAAGCUGUAUCUGAGCCACAACAAGAUAACUGUUUUGAAGCCUGGUGUGUUUGAAGAUCUCCAUAGAUUGGAAUGGCUGAUAAUUGAAGAUAACCAACUCAGUAGGAUUUCUCCAUUAACAUUUUAUGGGCUUAAUUCUCUUAUCCUCCUGGCACUGAUGAAUAAUUCUCUUGUCCGUUUACCUGAUAAGCCACUUUGCCAGCAUAUGCCUAGACUACACUGGCUAGACUUUGAAGGCAACCAUAUCCACAAUUUAAGAAACAUGACUUUCAUUUCCUGUAGUACUUUAACUGUUUUGGUAAUGAGGAAAAAUGAAAUCAGCCACUUAAAUGAAAAUAGCUUUGCUCCCCUUCAGAAACUAGAUGAACUGGACUUAGCAAGUAACAAGAUUGAAGCUCUUCCUCCUUACCUCUUUAAGAACCUGAAGGAGCUCUCCCAACUGAACCUUUCCUAUAACCCAAUCCAGAAAAUCAAAGCAGACCAAUUUGACUAUCUAGUCAAACUCAAGUCUCUAAGCCUAGAAGGAAUUGAAAUUUCAAAUAUCCAAAGAAGAAUGUUUGCACCUCUUAGGAAUCUAUCCCACAUAUAUUUUAAGAAAUUCCAGUACUGUGGCUAUGCUCCACAUGUACGCAGCUGCAAGCCAAAUACUGAUGGAAUUUCAUCAUUAGAGAAUCUCUUAGCUAGCAUCAUUCAGAGAGUGUUUGUCUGGGUUGUAUCUGCAGUUACAUGCUUUGGAAAUAUCUUUGUCAUCUGCAUGCGGCCUUAUAUCAGGUCCGAGAACAAGGUUCAUGCCAUGUCAAUCAUCUCUCUCUGCUGUGCUGACUGCCUGAUGGGAAUAUAUUUAUUUGUGAUUGGAGCCUUUGACUUGAAGUAUCGUGGAGAGUACAAUAAACAUGCACAGUUAUGGAUGGAUAGUACUCACUGCCAGCUAGUAGGAUCUUUGGCCAUACUGUCCACAGAAGUAUCAGUUUUACUUCUAACUUUUCUGACUUUGGAAAAAUAUAUCUGCAUCGUCUAUCCUUUUAGAUGUUUGAAACCUGGAAAAUGCAGGACAAUUAUAAUCCUGAUUCUUAUAUGGAUUAUUGGGUUUGUGGUGGCUUUUAUUCCACUGAGCAACAAGGAAUUUUUCAAAAACUAUUAUGGUACCAAUGGAGUCUGUUUCCCCCUUCAUUCAGAACAGGGAGAAAGUACUGGCGCACAGAUUUAUUCAGUAAUUAUUUUUCUUGGUGUUAACUUGGCAGCCUUUAUCAUCAUCGUUUUUUCCUAUGGGAGCAUGUUUUACAGUGUUCACCAAACUGCUGUUACUGCAACAGAAAUCCGGAAUCAUGUUAAAAAGGAAGUGACCCUUGCCAAACGUUUUUUCUUCAUUGUGUUUACGGAUGCCUUGUGCUGGAUACCCAUUUUUAUAUUGAAAUUCCUUUCCCUGCUUCAAGUAGAAAUACCAGGUACCAUAACUUCUUGGGUAGUGAUUUUCAUUCUGCCUAUCAAUAGUGCUUUGAACCCCAUUCUCUACACUCUGACUACAAGACCAUUCAAAGAAAUGAUUCGUCAGGUUUGGUAUAACUACAAGCAGAGAAGAUCAGUCGAAAGCAAGGGCAGUCAGAAGACCUAUACUCCAUCAUUCAUCUGGGUAGAGAUGUGGCCAGGUCAGGAGAUCCCACCUGAGCUGAUAAAGCCUGCUCUUUUUACAGACUCUUGUGAAAUGUCCCUAAUCACUCAAUCAACAAGAACCAAUUCGUAUACAUAA